Molecule: messenger RNA, 1056 nt
Organism: Meloidogyne enterolobii
Lineage: Eukaryota; Metazoa; Nematoda; Chromadorea; Rhabditida; Meloidogynidae
Source: the annotation of a GenBank genome assembly
AUGCUUAGAUGGCGAGGGUCUAUAUGGAAAGCUGUAUUAAAAGAUUUAAUUGGAUUUUAUAUUGCUUAUUAUGUUAUUCUUUAUGUUCAGUGGGGAUUAAUGGACGAAAAACAAAAAGAAUAUUUUACUGGAUGGAUUAAAUGGUGUGAAAUAGGUACUCAAUAUAUUCCUCUUUCUUUUCUGCUUGGUUUCUUCGUAGCUGUUGUUGUUGCUCGUUGGUGGGAACAAUUUAAUUGGAUUAGUUGGCCAGACAAAUUAAUGAUGACAGUCUCAACUUGUUUACCCGGAAAAGAAAAUUUAGAAGUAAGAAAAACAAUUGCUAGAUGGUCAUCUUUACAGUCAGCAAUUGCUUGGACUGGAAUUUCUGUUAGAACAUUAAAAAGAUUUCCAACAGAAAGACAUUUAGUUGAGAGUAAAUUAAUGACUGAAGAAGAAUAUGAUUUAUAUAUGUCUGUUAAUGCCCCCCAUGGUAAAUGGUUUGUUCCUCUUCUUUGGAUUUUAAAUUUAUUAAAACAACAAUUACGAGAACGGAGAAUAGAUACUGUCCAAAUGCAAAUGUUGGUAGAUCAAUUAUACAAAUUUCGAGAUGGUUUUGCUAUGUUGUAUGUAUAUGAUUGGGUUAAAGUACCCUUAGUUUAUACACAAGUUGUUGCAAUAGCUACUUAUGGUUAUUUUUUUAUUUGUUUAAUUGGAAGGCAACCAAAAUUAGAUUCAAAAUCUAUGGAACAAGAAAUAACUAUUUUAUUUCCAAUAUUUACAACAUUCCAAAUGCUUUUUUAUAUUGGUUGGUUAAAAGUUGGACAGUUUUUAAUGAAUCCAUUUGGAGAGGAUGACGACGAUUUUGGUUUGUUUUUGGAAAUAAAAUAUUUUUUUUUAAUUUUUAAAGAAUUAAAUUAUGUACUCGAUCGAAAUACUUAUAUUGCUUAUAUGAUGGCAUCUGAAUUAGCUGAUCAAUUACCUUCUAAAAUAACUGAUGAAAUGACUGUAUUAUUACCCCAUACUAGAGCUUCAUUUAAAAUACAAGUAAACACUAAUAUAUUUAUUUGGAUAUACUAG